AUGACAGUCGGUGAUAUGGAUAAAGUAGAAAUCUUCGAUGCAGAUGGCAAGGGCAGAGGGUUGAAGGCCAAGCAAGAUCUUCUGAGUGGGGAUGUGGUAUUUGCUGAGCCAGCAUAUGCUGCGGUUGUGUUUGACAACCUCAUAUACGAAGUGUGCCACAGCUGUUUCAAGAAGCAAGCUAAACUCCAGCGCUGUGGACAGUGCAAGUUUGCACACUACUGUGACCGGACCUGUCAGAAAGCAGCAUGGACCGAGCACAAGAAUGAAUGUGUUGCCAUCAGGAACUAUGGCCAGCCCACCAAUGAGACUGUCAGACUGGCUUCCCGUAUUUUGUGGCGAAUGGCGAGAGAGGGAGACAAUGUUUCUGAAGACCGCCUCUCAUCCCUUGCGGAUCUCCAGGACCAUGUGGAUGACCUGAGUGAGGAAGAGAAGAGACAGCUCAUGUCAGACGUUGAAGUUUUGCACAAGUAUUGGCACUCAAACAAUCAGCACUUUGACAGUCAAUCCAUAGCCCAUAUAUUUGGAGUGAUAAACUGCAAUGGCUUUACCAUCAGUGACCAACGUGGAUUGCAAGCUGUGGGAGUUGGAUUAUUUCCAAACCUCUGUCUUGUAAAUCAUGAUUGCUGGCCAAACAGCACUGUUAUACUGAACAAUGGCAAGUGA
Molecule: messenger RNA, 663 nt
Organism: Rhincodon typus (whale shark)
Lineage: Eukaryota; Metazoa; Chordata; Chondrichthyes; Orectolobiformes; Rhincodontidae
Product: histone-lysine N-methyltransferase Smyd1
Exons: 4
Coding region: 1-663 (220 amino acids)
Cellular component (GO): nucleus
Molecular function (GO): protein binding
Source: RefSeq, a predicted model, not a curated record